AUGAAAACGCUGCUACCACUUGACAAGCUCGUCAUAUCGCAGCUUGGCACCAUAGCCCAGCGGCGCCUCGCCCGUGGCGUCAAGCUCAACCACUCCGAGGCCGUCGCUCUCAUCUCCCACAACAUCCAGGAACUCAUCCGCGAUGGAAACCACAAGGUCGCCGACCUCAUGGCCCUCGGGUCGACGAUGCUGGGCCGUCGCCACGUGCUGCCGUCUGUCUGCACCACGCUGCACGAGAUCCAGGUCGAGGGCACCUUCCCCAACGGCACGUACCUCGUCACUGUGCACGAGCCCGUCAAGACCGACGACGGCGACCUGGCGCGCGCGCUGUACGGCAGCUUCUUGCCCGUGCCCGACAACAGCCUGUUCCCGCUCGAGGCCGCCGCGGCCUACGAGGCGGCCGCGCAGCCGGGCGCUGUGGUCGUCGUGAAGCAGACCAAAGACAACAUGAUUCGCCUCAACGAGGGCCGCGAGCGCACACGCCUCAGCGUCACCAACAAGGGCGACCGCCCCGUGCAGGUCGGCAGCCACUACCACUUUAUCGAGACCAACCCGCAGCUGCUGUUCGACCGCAAGCGGGCCUACGGCUUCCGCCUCGACAUCCCCGCCGGCACGUCCAUCCGCUUCGAGCCCGGCGACACCAAGACCGUGCCGCUCGUCGCGAUCGGCGGCCACCGCGUCAUCCGCGGCGGCAACAACCUGGCGUCGGGCCCCGUGGACCUGUCGCGCGUCGACGACAUCCUCGCGCGCCUGCAAAAGGCCGGCUUCGGGCAUGCGCCCGAGCCGCUGACCGACGCGCCCUUGGACCGGGCGGCCUUUGAAAUGACGCGCCAGGCGUACCAGACCAUGUUCGGCCCGACCACGGGCGACGUGGUGCGGCUGGGCGCGACGGACCUGUGGAUCGAGGUCGAGAAGGACUACACGGUGCGCGGCGACGAGUGCAAGUUUGGCGGCGGCAAGACGCUGCGCGAGGGCAUGGGCCAGGCGUCGGGCCGGGCCGACAAGGACUGCCUGGACCUGGUGAUUGUCAAUGCGCUGGUGCUCGACUGGACGGGCAUCUACAAGGCCGACAUUGGCGUCAAGGAGGGCAUCAUUGUCGGCAUCGGCAAGGCCGGCAACCCGGACGUCAUGGACGGCGUGCACCCGGCCAACAUGAUUGUGGGCAGCUGCACCGAGGUCGUGGCCGGCGAGAACAAGAUCAUCACGGCCGGCGGCAUCGACACCCACAUUCACUACAUCUGCCCGCAGCAGGCGUACGAGGCCCUCGCGUCGGGCGUCACCACCCUGCUGGGCGGCGGCACGGGCCCCACGGCCGGCACGGCCGCCACGACGUGCACGCCGGGUGCGCACUACAUGAAGCAGAUGCUGCAGGCGGUCGACACGCUGCCCGUCAACCUGGGCAUCACGGGCAAGGGCAACGACAGCGAUCCCAAGGCGCUGCGCGAGCAGGUGGUGGCCGGUGCGUGCGGCCUGAAGCUGCACGAGGACUGGGGCUCGACGCCCGCGGCCAUUGACGCCUGUCUCACCGUGUGCGACGAGCUGGACGUGCAGUGCCUGAUCCACACGGACACGCUCAACGAGUCGGGCUUUGUCGAGAGCACCAUCGCCGCCUUCAAGGGCCGCACCAUCCACACGUACCACACGGAGGGCGCCGGCGGCGGGCACGCGCCCGACAUCAUCUCGGUGGUGGGCGAGAGCAACGUGCUGCCGUCGAGCACGAACCCGACGCGGCCGUACACGGUCAACACGCUCGACGAGCACCUGGACAUGCUCAUGGUGUGCCACCACCUGUCCAAGGACAUCCCCGAGGAUAUUGCCUUUGCCGAGUCGCGCAUCCGCGCGGAGACCAUUGCCGCCGAGGACGUCAUGCACGACCUCGGGGCCAUCAGCAUGCUGAGCUCCGACUCGCAGGCCAUGGGCCGCUGCGGCGAGGUCGUGCUGCGCACGUGGAACACCGCACACAAGAACAAGGUGCAGCGCGGCAAGCUGCCCGAGGACAAGGGCACGCCCGCCGACAACUUCCGCGCCAAGCGCUACGUGUCCAAGUACACCAUCAACCCGGCGCUCGCGCAGGGCAUGGCCCACCUGAUUGGCAGCAUCGAGGUCGGCAAGCUGGCCGACCUGGUCGUCUGGGACCCCGCGUGGUUCGGCACCAAGCCCACCUCCGUCAUCAAGAGCGGCAUGAUUGCGUGCGCGCAAAUGGGCGACCCCAACGCGUCCAUCCCGACCGUGCAGCCCAUCAUCGCGCGGCCCAUGUUUGCGCCCCUCGUGCCCGCGACCUCGGUGCUGUUUGUGAGCGAGGCGAGCAUUGCCCAGGGCGUCGUGCAGACGUACGGCCUGCGCAAGCGCAUCGAGGCCGUGCGCGGCUGCCGCAGCGUCUCCAAGAAGGACAUGCGCUUCAACGACGCGACGCCCGCGGUCCAGGUCGACCCAGAGGCGUACACGGUGCUGGCCGAUGGGGUGCCGUGCACAGCAGAGCCCAGCGAACUGCUGCCGUUGUCGCAGCAAUUCUUUGUGUACUGA
Sporothrix brasiliensis 5110 is the source of this 2523-nucleotide messenger RNA. Its product is annotated as urease. Gene Ontology annotation, cellular component: urease complex. The transcript is spliced from 2 exons. Gene Ontology annotation, biological process: urea catabolic process. Gene Ontology annotation, molecular function: nickel cation binding; urease activity. NCBI's taxonomy places the organism in Eukaryota, Fungi, Ascomycota, Sordariomycetes, Ophiostomatales, Ophiostomataceae. The record is from RefSeq and is a predicted model, not a curated record. The coding region runs from base 1 to 2523 and encodes 840 amino acids.